CGCCCACACAUAGUUCUUCCUGCUCUGAAGUGAACAACAAACCUGGACAUGCAGACGGACGGCAGGAGUCAGAGAAGAUCAUGGACUGAAGACUGAAGAAGGAACACAAUAUCAUCAUGUCCAGCAGAGAAAGCAGAGAUGUUGCUCGUGGUUCUUCUCAUAGGAGAGAUCGGAGCAAAGAUCCUCCACCUGACCUCUCUGGAGAAAACACAGAUGAUCUGAGGAUUGUGCUGCUGGGAAAAACUGGAGCUGGGAUAAGUGCAACAGGAAACACAAUCUUAGGAAGAAAAGUGUUUAGAGCAGAAAGAUCUUCACAAUCAGUUACUACAGAGUGUCAGAGAGAAACAGCUGAAAUCAACGGCCGACGCGUCACUGUGAUCGACACUCCAGGACUGUAUAAUACUGAACUGAGUAAUGAGGAGAUCCAGAGAGAAAUCAGAAACUGCAUUCCCAUGAUCCUGCCUGGACCACAUGUGUUCAUCAUUGUGCUCAGAGUAGAACAAUUCACUCGAGAACAUGAUAGAACAGUGAAGAUCAUCCAAGAGAUGUUUGGUGAGAAAUCAUUAAUGUUCACCAUGGUGCUCUUCACCAGAGGAGAUUAUCUAGAUGACAUAACUAUUGAAGAGUAUCUAGGAUCUAGACCUCAUUUGAUGAAGCUGAUUGAAGCGUGUGGAAACAGAUAUCAUGUGUUCAAUAAUAUUCAGACUGGAGACCGAACACAGGUGUCUGAACUACUGCAGAAGAUAGAUGACAUGAUAGAAGAAAACGGAGGGAGUUUCUACUCGAUGUUCAGACAGAUUGAAAGAGAAGAACUAGAAAAACAUACAGAGAUCCUGAUGGACAGAGUCAGAGAAAGAGAAGAAGAGAUGAGAAAACUACAAGAAGAGAGAGAGAGCACAAAUAAAGAACAAAUAAAGAGCGAAAUCCAUGAGGAGAUGAAGAGAGAACGAGAUGAAUGGGAGAAACAGAGACCGGAGGAACAGACGAGAAGAGAAGAAGAGAAAGAAGAACAAACUCCAGUAUCUGGACACACAAACAAUGCUGAAGGUGAGGCAGAUGAUCUGGAGCAGUUGAGGAUUGUGCUGAUCGGGAGGACAGGAAGUGGGAAGAGUGCCACAGGAAACAGUAUUCUGGGAAGAGAGGAGUUUGUGAGUCAGCUGAGCAUGAACGCAGUGACGACUGUUUGUCAGAAGAGAGUCGCUGAAGUCGACGGUCGAUCAGUGGCUGUUGUUGAUACUCCAGGACUCUUUGACAUGACAUUACCAAAAGAUCACGUGAUAGAAAACUUGAUGAAGUGUGUUUCACUGUCAGCACCUGGACCUCACGUGUUCAUCAUUGUGUUGAGUUUGGGCAGAUUUGAUAGAGAGGAGACGGACACUGUGGAUCUGAUCAAGAAGAUCUUUGGUCCAAAAACUGCUCAGUUCAGCAUCGUUCUGUUCACUGGAGGAGACCAACUCGGAGACGAGUCUGUAGAAGAUUAUGUGAAGAGAAGUAACAAUGCUGACCUCAAGAAACUGAUCCGAGACUGUGGAAACAGAUUCCUGGUGUUCAAUAACAAAGAGAAACGAGAGCGAACUCAAUUGAUUCAGCUGUUCAACAUGAUAGAAGAGCUGAAACACACGAAUGACAGUCAACACUUCACUAACAGCAUGUUUGAGGAGGCAGAGAUUCACAUUAAAAAGAGAAUGAAGGAAAUAAUGAACCAGAAGGAGAGAGAAAUUCAGGCUCAACAUGAGGAAAUAAAUACCAAACGUGAGAUGGAAAUGAAGAACAUGAUGAAGAGACUCGAGGAAGAGAAACAAAGAGCAGAUGAGGAGAGGAUGAAAACACAGAAUCAACUGAGAGAAAAAGAGCAAAAACUCAGAAAAGAGUUUGAAGAAAAAGAGAAAAGAGAACAAAUGAAACAAGAGAUUGAAAACCAGAAACGAUCAGAAGAGGAAAAACAGAGAAGAGACGAAUAUCAAGAGUUGAAGAGAGAGAUUGAAAAUCAGAGAUUACAGUAUGAAAAACAUCAGAAAGAAAGAGAAGAAGAAGAUAGAACGAGAGAAGAGAAAUACAGACGAGAUCUAGAAAAGAUGAGAAACGAGCACGAGCGAAUUAUAGCAGAGUUACAGAUGAAACAUGACGAGGAGAUAAAAAAGAGAGAUUUGGAGGAGAAAAGGAGGAAUGAAGAAGAAGAGGAAGAGAGACAGAAAUGGAAAAGAAAAAUAAAAGAGGCUGAAAAUGACAGAAAAGAGAUUCAAGAGGAAAUUAAACGACAGCAGAGAGAGUGGGAGGAUGAAAAGAAACGACAGAUGAAAGAACGAGAGGAAGAAGAAAGAAAGACAAAAGAGAAACACGAGGAACAGCUGAGAGAAAAACAAGAAGAACUGGAGAAAAUGAGAGAGAGAUUUGAAAGAGAGAGAGAAGAAGAAAGACAGAAGAUAGAGGAGGAGAGACAGAAACAGAGAAGAGAAAGAGAAGAAAAAGAGAGAGAACAUGAGGAAAAGAUACAUGAAAUGAAAAGACUGGAACGAGAGAGAACAGAGGAGUGGGAGAGAAGAAAACGAGAAGAUGAUGAGAGACGAGAGGAAGAGAGAAAGAGAUGGAUGAAGAUGAUUGAAGAUGUGAAACGAGAACAAGAAGAGGAGGUGAAGAGAAGAGAGAAAGAGGAGAAGGAGAGAAAGGAAAGAGAAGAGAAAGAGCGAGAUGAAAUGAAAAAGAAACAUGAAGAGGAGCUGAAAGUCCUGCAGAAGAAGCAUGAAGAUGAAGCCAGAAAUCAAGCAGAGCUGAAUGAGUUCAGAGAGAGAAACGAGCAGCAGCUUCAGGAGCUCCAGCAGAUGCUGGAAGAACGUCACAAACAACAUGAACUGCUGGAGAAACUCCACAGAAACCUGCAGGAGCAGAAAGAAGAAGAAAUAAAAGAGCUGCUGAAAGAGAUAGAGAAGCUGAAGAGCAGAUCCAGCUGUGCCAUUCUCUGAUUGUGUUCAAAGAAUCAUCAAUGAUCUUCCUAACAGUGUGUGACGAGAAUGAACUAUUGAGUGAUUUAUUUUUACUCGAGUCUGACUCCAGAGGGCGCUCUCGAGCAGAACGUCCACAGUGAGACUCAUAGGGUCUGUCCCAAUGCCCAGUGUCUGAAUCACUAUCUCUUGAGGAGAUCUUUACUUACUUUGAAAUAUAAGACUGCAAAUCGACUAAUCAUUCAUGUGGGGAAGAAUGAUAUUCGAAAGGAGCAGUCAGAACUCCUUAAGAGGGAUUUCAAUGAACUUUUUGAAAUGCUUAAAAGACUAAAAGUUCAGUCGUUCAUCAGUGGACCACUCCCAGCAAGAGGAACAAAUAGAUUUACACGGUUGCUUGGACUUAACUUAACUGCAAAAAACCUGCAACUUAAAAGGACUGUACUUCAUUGACAACUUCAAUCUGUUCUGGAGUCAGAGACAAUUGUUCACUCAUGAUGGCCUGCACCCAAACAAACUGGGCUCAAGAGUGCUAAAGGACAAUAUCUACUUCUGCCUCCAUCAUCCUUCAGU
Molecule: messenger RNA, 3509 nt
Organism: Megalobrama amblycephala (Wuchang bream)
Lineage: Eukaryota; Metazoa; Chordata; Actinopteri; Cypriniformes; Xenocyprididae
Product: trichohyalin-like
Exons: 5
Coding region: 117-2960 (947 amino acids)
Molecular function (GO): GTP binding
Source: RefSeq, a predicted model, not a curated record